Molecule: messenger RNA, 297 nt
Organism: Ascochyta rabiei
Lineage: Eukaryota; Fungi; Ascomycota; Dothideomycetes; Pleosporales; Didymellaceae
Exons: 2
Coding region: 1-297 (98 amino acids)
Source: RefSeq, a predicted model, not a curated record
AUGGAUCGUAUCAUUACCAGUAAUCACAUCACAGUGAGCAAUCACAUCCGCAAGCGCUUCCAGGACCUUUUGCAAGGCAACAUUGGAUUGAUCAAUUUGAUGCGACUUGGCGGCGUUUUGGCAGCCCUGCUGGAGUCGAAGCGAUUGGCUGUGAACGACCUUGGGGGGGUGAGCAACCACGCCAAUCAGCCCUUGCCGCAACCAAGUCACAUCGUGCCCGCACACGUGAUGCAUCCUCCAGCGGUUACCAUACUCAACAUCCAGAGCUCGAAUGCAGUCAAUAAACUCUGUCCUUAA